Rhinichthys klamathensis goyatoka is the source of this 1394-nucleotide messenger RNA. RefSeq names its product leucine rich repeat protein 1 (gene lrr1). The record is from RefSeq and is a predicted model, not a curated record. The coding region runs from base 21 to 1283 and encodes 420 amino acids. The transcript has 4 exons. NCBI's taxonomy places the organism in Eukaryota, Metazoa, Chordata, Actinopteri, Cypriniformes, Leuciscidae. Gene Ontology annotation, molecular function: protein binding.
CACACAGAGACUGCUGAAGGAUGAAGCUUCAGUGUGAUGUGGAGGUUGUUAAUCGGAUGUUACCAACAUUCGGUCUGAAGAAUAAAGGCAAACCCAGCCGGGCUGUUUUAUCCAUCGGGAAGCAGGACAGAAGCUCCCAGAACCACAGCCUGUUUCUGCUGAUCUGCACUGCCAAAGACAGAAGCGGGUCCAAAUACAAGCUGAAGGAGAACAUUGAGAAGUUCUUCACCUGGUUUGUGGAAGAGGGCAAAGCCACGGUUCGACUGAAGGAGCCUGCGAUCGACAUCUGUCUGAGUAAAGCCGACACCAGCAGCUUGAAGAGCUUCCUGUCCGCCGCGCGACUGGCUCACAGAGGAAGUGACACGGACUCGCUCCCGCUAUCCUCCCUCGGCCCGGUCCGCGCACGCGACGUGGAGAAGCCCAAGAAGAAGCUCAGCAUUCUGUCUAAGAAGGACUACCCGCUAGCGUCCAGCUUCCCCUUCUCCCUGGAGCAGCUGCAGGUGUCGUACUGCCGGCUGACCCGCGUGGACAUGCGGAUGCUAGCGCUGCGGUCGCUGCGCCGGCUCGACCUUAGCAACAACCACAUCCGUAAGCUGCCGGCCACCAUCGGGGACCUGCGCUGCCUCGCGGAACUCAUCCUGCACAACAACCGCCUGCAGAGCUUCCCUGACGCCCUGUGUGUGUCCACUCUCCAGACCUCACUGCAGCAUCUGGACCUGAGCCAGAACCAGCUGACGGUUCUGCCCGCGCGCUUCUGCCAGCUACGGCACCUGGUGAAUCUGCGCCUGGAUGCUAACCAGCUCCAGCGGCUCCCUUUCCACAUCGGCCGGCUCUCCAAGCUACGCUUCCUCUCCGCGGCUCAGAACCAGCUCUCGGUACUUCCUGCGGGCUUCAGGAAGCUGUGCCUGGAGAACCUGGACCUGUUCGGGAACCCGUUUACUCAAGCCAAUGCUCUGGAGCACACGAUCCGUCUGACGUUCCCGCUGACGCUGCAAGAGCUGACGGCGCGCGCCGUGGUCGACCUCAGGAUCCCGCACGGGCCUCACCUCGUCCCCUUCCAGCUGUGUGACGAGCUGGACUUCUGUAAGGUGUGUGACUGCGGGCGCGCGUGUGUGAACUCCUUCAUCCAGACGGCGGUGGGCAUGAACCUGCACCUGGUGUCGCACACGGUGGUUCUGGUGGACAACAUGGGCGGCACCGAGGCGCCGGUGCAGAAACACUUCUGCUCGCUCGUGUGUUACUGCGAGUUCAUGGACGGCUGCGUGCAGCGCGACCUCAGAUGACCCCGCUUGUGUUUCUGUUUAUUCUCUUUUAUCUUUUGUGGAAAAGACUGUGAAUUCCUGCAACACAACAAAUGCUUUGUGAAACUAAUAAAAUGUAGUAUAACAAAGAAA